AUGCGCGCCGCGCUCGCCCUCGUCGCCGGCCUGCGGCUCGCCCCGGCCCUCCCCGCGCCGAGUCUCGCCGUGCGCGCCGACACGGCCGCCGCCGCUGUCCCUCCGCCGCCAGUCACGCACGACUCGGUCGCUAUUCCGCCCCCGCCAGUGACGACUGCUGCCCCCGACCCGCCGAAACACACCCCACCCCCAGUGACCACCCCGGCCGUGGUCACCCCUCCUCCACCUCCCCCUCCGCCGCCGCCGCCGCCGACAACACCGGCUGCCCCGCCAGUCGUGCACACCACCGUCGCGGCCCCUCCUCCACCGCUCACCACUGCCCCCGCCGCCCCACCCACCACGCCCGCGACUGCCGUCGCCCCGCCCACGUCCCUCGUCGCGUCCAAACCUACCGUCGCCACACCCACCCUGCCCACGCUCUCCUCCAUCACCCAUGCGGCCACCCCGACGACGCCGACGACAACCAUCUCCCUCCAGCCUGGAUCCACUGCGCGCGCCAUCACGGCCGCCGACCCGUCCGCGAGCGCGUCCGCCGCGGCGGAGGCCGCGUCCAAGUCGGCUGCUCAGUCCGGCCUGAUUGCAACCGCCGUCAUCGGCAGCUUCAUCGUCUUCGUCAUCAUCAUCGCAUGCUGCUUUGGCGGCAUCAAGCGCCGCUUCAAGAAGAAGGACUACGAGCAGUGGGUCGAGGCCAGCCCAAGUGGACCUGACCCCAGAAUGCCCGAGCCCGAGCCCAAGCGCGAAGUCGACAACAGCGGCGGGUACAACGACGUCGAGGUGUUCGCCGUGCCCCCUCCUCAGCCCGGCGCGGGGAUUGCGUCCAGCGUCCACUCGUCGCAGUACCGCGGCAGCUUUGUGCCCGCAGCAGCGAGCUACCGCACGAGCCAGCAGAGUUACUCAACACAGGGGUCAAACCAGCCCUUUGCGGUCCCGUACGGCGUCGAGUCCACGCCGCCGGGCACGCCGGUGCGGUACGCCUCCCCGCCGCCCUUGAGCGACCCGUACGCUCAUGCGCGUCUGUCCGCCGCGCCGUCCCUCGCGCCCAGCUACGCGUCCAACCCAGGCAGCAUGUACACGCCUGCGCUGCCGGACCUAGCGUACGCGCCGUACGCUGCUCCGGGAGCGCAGGGCUCGCGCGCGUCGGCGCAGAGCUUCAGCAGCCUCGUGUACACGCGCCCCGGGUACGGCAGUGGCGUCGGCGGCCUCCCGCUCCCUCCGCCUGCUGGACCCGUUGGAUCCUCGCCACUCGCUGCACAGAGCCCGCCCGGAUCACCCAGAUCCGCACAGGCCUCAGCGUAUGCCCAUGCGCCGUCCCCCCUCGCGGCGGGCAUGAGCCCGCUCGACCCGUACCCUCCCCAGCCGCUGGCAGCGGCGGGGUACGCUCCGGCCCAGAUCAACGUCGCCCAGCAGGCCGAGAGCUAUGAGAUGCAACCUCCUCGCGCAAGGGCACCCCUCCCAACACCGCCAGAGGCACCCGCCACCCCGACGACGGCGCGAGCUCCCACCACCACCCUCGCUGCGCCGACGCCGACGCGCCCCACAAACUCGAUCUACGGCGGCGUCGAGGAGCCAGAGCACACGCUGUCCCCAGUACCCAGCAUCCCGCCGGUGUAUUCCCCCUAG
Vanrija pseudolonga is the source of this 1620-nucleotide messenger RNA. RefSeq lists its product as uncharacterized. The record is from RefSeq and is a predicted model, not a curated record. The transcript is spliced from 2 exons. Bases 1 to 1620 code for a protein of 539 amino acids. Lineage: Eukaryota; Fungi; Basidiomycota; Tremellomycetes; Trichosporonales; Trichosporonaceae.